AGCGACGCUGUCACUGUUAUGGUCCUGUCAGGGCGCCGGCGUUGUGGUUUCUGGGCGGCAGCCACCGAGAGGACUUUGGUGGGGGACCCUCAGGGGCAGCCCCCCGGCCAGCUGCGCUCGUCUCCGGACUCGUUCCCAGCCUACAUAUCUCGGCUCGCGGGUCGCGCCGUCGGGCGCGCGUGCUGGUCGGUGCCGCGGCCGCCUUGGGGCCUGGGCCCAGCCACAGCCUCCUCCUCCGCCGCGGGCUCGGUGGGGCCGCGAGAUGCAGCCGCCGGGCCCUCCCCCUGCGUAUUCCCCCACUAACGGGGACUUCACCUUUGUCUCCUCAGCAGACGCGGAAGAUCUCAGUGGUUCAAUAGCAUCCCCAGAUGUCAAGUUAAACCUUGGUGGAGAUUUUAUCAAAGAGUCUACAGCUACUACAUUUCUGAGACAAAGAGGAUAUGGCUGGCUUUUGGAAGUUGAAGAUGAUGACCCUGAAGAUAACAAGCCACUCUUGGAAGAAUUGGAUAUCGACCUAAAGGAUAUUUACUACAAAAUUCGAUGUGUUUUGAUGCCAAUGCCAUCACUAGGUUUUAAUAGGCAAGUGGUGAGAGACAAUCCUGACUUUUGGGGUCCUCUGGCUGUUGUUCUUUUCUUUUCCAUGAUAUCAUUAUAUGGACAGUUUAGGGUGGUCUCAUGGAUUAUAACCAUUUGGAUAUUUGGUUCAUUAACAAUUUUCUUACUGGCCAGAGUUCUUGGUGGAGAAGUUGCAUAUGGCCAAGUUCUUGGAGUUAUAGGAUAUUCAUUACUUCCUCUCAUUGUAAUAGCCCCUAUACUUUUGGUGGUUGGAUCAUUUGAAGUGGUGUCUACACUUAUAAAACUCUUUGGUGUGUUUUGGGCUGCCUACAGUGCUGCUUCAUUGUUAGUGGGUGAAGAAUUCAAGACCAAAAAGCCUCUCCUGAUUUAUCCAAUCUUUUUAUUAUACAUUUAUUUUUUGUCCUUAUAUACUGGGGUGUGAUCUAAGUCAUAUAUGAGUAGAAAAAGACGAUGUUACCUUUCUGUGUAGGCUGGGAAUUCUUGCUUGAGGGGAUUGAAAAAAACGUAUUGCUGGUAAAAUUUUACAUGUUCCAGAUGUAAAGGCAGUCUAAGGUCUUUUUAAAACAAUAUUUUUUUUUGUAUUUAAUUAAGCAAUUGCAGUUACCUGAAUAUUUUUGGUCAGAAUUCUGAAUUCUGUUUGAUUCAUCAUAUUCCAGUGAAUAAAAUAUAAAAGCAUUGUGUUUUUAA
Molecule: messenger RNA, 1263 nt
Organism: Orcinus orca (killer whale)
Lineage: Eukaryota; Metazoa; Chordata; Mammalia; Artiodactyla; Delphinidae
Gene: YIPF4
Product: Yip1 domain family member 4
Exons: 6
Coding region: 263-997 (244 amino acids)
Biological process (GO): vesicle fusion with Golgi apparatus; endoplasmic reticulum to Golgi vesicle-mediated transport
Cellular component (GO): membrane; trans-Golgi network
Source: RefSeq, a predicted model, not a curated record